CCUGCAGUAUUAUUUUCUACAGCUGUUGGCUGUGGCUGAGGCGGCAUGGAUCUCAGCGAGCUGGAGAGGGACAAUACGGGCCGCUGUCGCCUGAGCUCUCCUGUACCCGCCGUGUGCCUCAAGGACCCGUGUGCCCUGGGCGUGGAUGAAGCGGGCCGGGGCCCGGUGCUUGGUGCGCCCCCAGGGGUGCCCCAUGGUCUACGCCAUCUGUUACUGCCCCCUGUCCCGCCUGUCAGAUCUGGAGGCUCUGAAGGUGGCAGACUCGAAGACCUUGACGGAGAACGAGCGGGAGAGGCUCUUUGCGAAAAUGGAGGAGGACGGAGACUUUGUGGGUUGGGCUUUGGACAUUCUGUCUCCAAACCUGAUCUCUACCAGCAUGCUUGGGCGGGUCAAGUACAACCUCAACUCCCUGUCCCAUGAUACGGCUGCGGGGCUGAUACAGUAUGCGCUGGAUCAAGGUGUGAAAGUCACCCAGGUGUUUGUGGACACUGUGGGCAUGCCAGAGACGUACCAGGCUCGGCUGCAGCAGCGCUUUCCAGGGGUGGAGGUAACAGUCAAGGCCAAAGCAGACUCCCUGUUCCCCGUGGUCAGUGCGGCCAGCAUCUUUGCCAAGGUGGCUAGAGACCAGGCUGUGAAGAGCUGGCAGUUUGUGGAGAGUGUACAGGAUCUGGACUCUGAUUAUGGCUCAGGCUAUCCCAAUGACCCCAAGACGAAAGCCUGGCUGAGGAAACACGUGGACCCUGUGUUUGGCUUCCCGCAGUUUGUUCGGUUCAGCUGGAGCACAGCCCAGGCCAUCCUGGAAAAGGAGGCCGAAGGUGUCACGUGGGAGGACUCAGCAGCGGAGGAGGAUCCUGAGCGACCUGGAACGAUCACCUCGUACUUCCUCAGCCAGGGCCCUCAGACCUGCCGCCCACAGGUCCCCCACAGAUACUUCCAGGAGCGAGGCCUGGAGGCAGCCAACAGCCUCUAGAAGCAAACGUGUGAACCUGCUGCCUCUUACUCAGGAAUUAAAGCUGUUCAGGAGAA
Molecule: messenger RNA, 1026 nt
Organism: Peromyscus maniculatus bairdii (prairie deer mouse)
Lineage: Eukaryota; Metazoa; Chordata; Mammalia; Rodentia; Cricetidae
Source: RefSeq, a predicted model, not a curated record